Seminavis robusta is the source of this 2265-nucleotide messenger RNA. NCBI's taxonomy places the organism in Eukaryota, Bacillariophyta, Bacillariophyceae, Naviculales, Naviculaceae. The record is from the annotation of a GenBank genome assembly.
AUGGAUCGCCGCAGUCACAGACAAACCGAGAAGCAGCCUCUGCCCGUUGGCAAGAAGCCCAACCUUGCUGCCGCCAGUGGUAGCCAAGCGAGCAACAACACGAAGCCCAAGGAGAAGAAAGACAAAUGGCGGAUGGAAGGAACUCCCAUCAAGGGCUGCCCUCGUUCGCAGGACGUUAUAUUUGGCCGAGGUGGCCUUGCUCAGAUUCAUGAGCUCAAGACUCUCACUCCUACUUCUCUUUUACUUUCUGUGGCCAGGAACACCUACUUCCGGGCCCUUGUUCAGCAGCACAAACCCCGCUACAAUGCGACACAUCGUACCCAGAAACAAGGCGUGGCCGCAGAAAUCUGCAAGAAAAUUGCUGCAGGCGGAGGUCGCUUCCUCGAGAAACAAGGCGAUAUCUGGUGCGAGGUUACUCCUCGACGGUCAAUCGAGAAGACGUGCCAGGCUCUGCGCGAGAAGAAAUGGAACUAUUUCGACACCAUUGAUAACGAGACGUUGGAGGGAUUUGGUAUCUCGAUGGGGGCACAACCAGAAGGAGUUUCCUAUAUCUAUGAACACGAAGAUUCCAUAGUUGUCACCAUCAAGCUAAAACCGAAAACCAACAAGGAUCCUCCGGCAGCAGAUGAGGACGAUGAUGACAGUACCGUCAGUAGAGCUGGAGACGCUACAUCCAAAGACAAUGCCAGUGCGCGAAAGCCGCCUCCCGUUGCCAAUAAGUCCCCGAAGAAACCUUUCGUCGAAGACAAGGCCAGUGCGCGAAAGCCGCCUCCCGUUGCCAAUAAGCCCCCGAAGAAACGUAUCCUCGAAGAAAAGGUCAGUGCUCGGAAGCCCCCGAAGAAACGUAUCCUCGAAGACAAGGCCAGUGCUCGGAAGCCGCCUCCCGCUGCCAAGAAGCCCCCGAAGAAACGUGUCGUCGAAGAAAAGGUCAGUGUGCGAAAGCCACCGCCUCCCAAGACCAAGGGCACCCCAAUGAAACGACAAGCAUCAAGCGGCAAGCUCUCUGAAAGCGACGGGUCGAGAAGCAAGAGGCGAAAGUUCGCCAGCAAGUUACCCGCCCAACCAAAACCAAAGGUUGUCACAGUUGUUGGAAAGGGCAAUCUUGAGGUUGAAAGCGAGAAGACCAAAAUUGCUAGAAACAAACGUGCCAUUCGCCGCAACCGGAAGGGCGGCAAGGCGGAUUCCGCUUCGAAGGCAGCUUCGAACGACGCGGCGGCAAUUGCUCCCAUGGUCUCAGGUAAGAGCACAACCAAGGAAACAGCAACCAAGCGGAGCGAAGAAUUCACGACCCAAAAGAAGCAAGCGGAGGUGGAGUCGGGUGGCAAGGACAGCAACAAAAAGAAGGAAAACAAGUCAACGCCAAAGGAUAUUUCUGCAAAAGCCCCUCCACGUCAUCCUGACAAUGUUGGAACGGAGGUAUCUGAAGUCGACACCAUGCCUCCUCCUACCCAGUUGCGCGCUUCGCCCACCAUGGUCUUCCUCUUGCCUCAAGUCGCCACUAGUGGCGUACCAUUGCCUGCGGCCAAGCUGUAUGCCCCAAAGCCAACUACCUGUACUGGCAUUCCGGCUGCUAGUUUGUGUAGCACACCCCGCACUGUCAUGGCCUCAAAUCCCGUCAUGGCUAGUGACGCAGAGACUCCUCAAGACAAGAAACACAAACCCGAGCCACAGUCACGUGCGGAGGUUGCAUACGUUCGACCCCUGGCUUUUUCGACCACCAAGCCUCACCCCAAAUCAUCUUCUUGCCCCGUUGCUCCUGUUUGGCGUACACCGCAUGGAGUGGCAUCGCGGCCUCUUGCAUUUGAUCGGAUCCAUGCCAAUGACGAGAUGGCCUCCGUCUCGCCUUCCUGGAUUCUCUCCCAGAUGACCUCAGUCUCUCCGCUUGGGGUACCCACAACUGCGGGUAUGUCGUCCUUGACUCCCCCCUCAGGACUCCGCCGCAUAUCAGGAUCGACCGCCUCUACGGGAACAUCUUUUCGAUUUGGUGGAACACAGGCUUCAGCGUUUUCGCCUGACGAUUCUUCCCUUCUCCGAGGCCCCCUUCCUCCUUCCCACACCUCACCAUCCUUGUCAGUUCCUCCAGGCUCUCCGUCGUUGCUUCCCGCGGCCCCCCAAACUGAGUUGUUCUCCACUCAAUCCUUGUCGCUGCUCUCGGCCUUGUUUUCGCCUGGUUCCAGCGCUCUGCCUGCCAUGGAACAGCGUGCCGGUUUCGAAGACGAGCAGUUACCAGUGUUCACGCGAACAAUGCGCACACUCCUAGAUUGA